AGUGCAGACAUGGCGGAGUACAGCGGCUCCGGCCUCCUCGCCGCUCUGCUCCUCUUCUCGGCCCUCACCCUCCGGGACGUUUAUCUGGGCAGGUCGAGUACGCACCGUGAACCCCAGACUCCGGGCUCCGGCCCCCAGGCCCCGGGCCCCGGCUUCGCCCCGGACACAAGGGCCGAGGAGUCCGCGCAUUCCUCUCUUCACCGCGGGCCCGUCCUCAAGUUCCAGUACUGUAUUUCCUGAGGGUACAGCAAGGUGUUCCAGGACUACUCUCAGGCCAUCAGCCAGGUGUACCCGGACAUUCGCAUCGAGGGAGAUAAUUACCCACCCACCCCCCUCAACAGGUGUGUGGGUAAUCUGAUCUCUUACCUGAAGCUGCUCUCCAUCCUGUUGAUCGUGAGUGGUCAGAAUCCCUUCAUCCUCCUUGGCCUCAACACUCCCAGAGCCUGGACCUGGAGUCAGGACAACAAGAUUUUUUCCUGCCUGAUGGCAUUCUUCCUCUGUAACAUGAUGGAGACUCACUUCAUGUCCACGGGAGCCUUCGAGGUCACUCUGAACGAUGUCCCAGUGUGGUCCAAGCUGCAGUCUGGUUAUGUCCCAAACAUCCAGGAGAUGUUUCAGAUCCUCGACAGCCACCUGAAGAACCAGGUGGAUCACAUGACCUUCUCCUCCACUUAGAGCUGCACACACAGCUGGGUUACAGCCACAGAGAACCCAGCAGGACCCAGUAGAACUGACGAAGGGCUGAGGACUUCCUGGUUGACUAAUGUCAUGUGACCUGUCUCUCUGCAGCCGUGCUGUGUUCAGGUGUCCCGGCUCAGUGGGAUGUUCAGCCGCUGGCAUUCAUGAAGGUCCGGCCUUAAAGCAGUCUCUGCGGGGCCUGGCCGGAUGUCCCCUGCCACAAAACGAGCGCUCCCUCUGCAUCGGGUCACUUCUCAGCACUACACUACCCAUAAAGCACAGCUGCUGACGGGUUGAAGACUUUACUGGACUCUUCUGUAGAGCUUUGUGCUAAUGCUAAUGUUUCUCUGUCUGGACAGGAACUAGAACAAAGGAUGUGUUGAAUAAUUAUGUCUGGUUUAAACCGUGUGCUGGGCCUUUAUUUAUUGUGCAAACUGAAACUAUCCAAUCUUUGCAGCCAGAAUGUUUAAGGGUAAAAUUGCAAGAUAUCUUUGUGAAAACAGGAGAACAUUAAAACAACCAAACUGUUGAAAA
This is a messenger RNA of Mugil cephalus (flathead mullet), 1212 nucleotides long. It is a transcript of the gene selenot2, whose product is annotated as selenoprotein T, 2. Gene Ontology annotation, biological process: cell redox homeostasis. Gene Ontology annotation, cellular component: endoplasmic reticulum membrane. The transcript is spliced from 6 exons. Lineage: Eukaryota; Metazoa; Chordata; Actinopteri; Mugiliformes; Mugilidae. Gene Ontology annotation, molecular function: thioredoxin-disulfide reductase (NADPH) activity. The record is from RefSeq and is a predicted model, not a curated record.